AUGCGCCGACGUGUCGUGCAGAAGGACUUUGCACAGACGAUCCCCUCGGAGCAGCUGUGCUUUUUUCCCGAGGAUAGAGCGGGAGGAAAGGCGCUCCCGACAGAACGAGGCCCGUCGCCUCGGCAAUGCGCCCCUCGCCUCGCAGAGGAAGGGCGACGCGGGGCGGACGCUUUCGAGUCGUCGUGGGGAGGAGGCGCGGUGGGGGUGCACGUACCGUCCCAGGGCGACGAAGGCUGCGGGCAAAAGCCUCCCCGCGGGGGGCGCCGCCACGCUGCCCACGGGUGGCGCGUGGCCGUGGCGUCGGUUCGGCGAGGAGGAGGGGGCAUGUAG
This is a messenger RNA of Trypanosoma conorhini, 330 nucleotides long. RefSeq lists its product as uncharacterized. The transcript has a single exon. Bases 1 to 330 code for a protein of 109 amino acids. NCBI's taxonomy places the organism in Eukaryota, Euglenozoa, Kinetoplastea, Trypanosomatida, Trypanosomatidae. The record is from RefSeq and is a predicted model, not a curated record.